Peromyscus leucopus (white-footed mouse) is the source of this 1240-nucleotide messenger RNA. It is a transcript of the gene Grxcr2, whose product is annotated as glutaredoxin and cysteine rich domain containing 2. Lineage: Eukaryota; Metazoa; Chordata; Mammalia; Rodentia; Cricetidae. Gene Ontology annotation, cellular component: stereocilium base; microvillus; stereocilium shaft. Gene Ontology annotation, biological process: sensory perception of sound. The record is from RefSeq and is a predicted model, not a curated record.
AUGGAGGACCCGGAAAAGAAACUGAAUCAGAAGGGCGACGACAAACCCAGAAAAGUACGAUUUAAAAUCUCCUCUUCCUACAGUGGCCGAGUGUUGAAGCAGGUGUUCGAGGAUGGGCAGGAAUUAGAGUCACCCAAAGAGGAAUACCCUCACAGUUUUCUCCAGGAGGCCCUUGAACCAAUGGAUGGGGUUUAUGGGUCGGGGAGCCCCAAGCCGCAAUUGUACUCUCCUAAGCUGACUGCUCAGAGGAUCAGCGUGUUCAGGGACGGCAGUGCCUACGCUCUGGCGGGGAGCCAGCCUCUGUUCAAUGACUACAAGGCGAAUGACCAUAAGCCUCCACCUAUUAUAGACUUUGGGAAGAUAAUCAUCUAUACAAACAACCUGAAAAUCAUCCGAACCCCGAUGGACAAAAGGGACUUCAUGAGGAAAAUCCUCCAGAAGGAAGAGGCUGCAGAAGAAGAGGCUCUGAUGAGCACAGGAGAAAACGAUGGAGACAGGGAGCAAAACGACAGUCCCCUGCCGGAGACCGAAGGCACAUUUCUCCAUAAUCAGCACACACAGGAUGGGUUGGUCCCUGAGGACAGCUGUCUCCACUGCCAGGGGUCGGGCAUCGCCACCUGCUCUCUGUGCCAUGGCAGCAAGUUCUCAAUGCUGGCUAACAGGUUCAAGGAGUCCUAUCGAGCCCUCAGGUGCCCUGCCUGCAACGAGAAUGGCCUGCAGCCUUGCCGAAUUUGCAGCCCGUAGUCUGUCGCCCUGGUUUUCCCAUCUGCUUUCCUUGCACUCUCACAUGCUACUCCUAAUAACCCGUCCCUCUUCCUCCUGCUUCUCUCAGAAAGGGAGCCGCUGCAGCUGCAGUCGCUCCUACCACUGGCAAAUCUCAAGUCAUUUGAUGGCAUUUUGUGGAGCCGGUAACAUCUCCGCAUGGGUCUAAGUAACAGGGGCACGUUUGAAUUAGAAUCUGCUUUGGAACUGGAUCUAAAAUUAUCCUUCCAGGCACACGUGCAUGCCUCUCAUUUGAUUUAGCUCAGUCUUCCCCCUGCACCAGUGAACAAAUAAAUAAAUGUACCCUUCAGGCAGCAGGUUGAAGUCAUUUUCCGGGCUGGGAGUUAUUUUGCAAAAAUAAUGUGGUGAAAAAGGAAUCAAGAAGUGGAUUUCCAAUGAACCAGAUUCCUGUUGCUCAUAAUGCAUCCGAAACGGUCAUUGGUCAAAUUGAAUUUCUAAUGAAGCAGAAGAGGGGAGG